CGUGCGCCGAUGCACUGACGGUGCGCCGGGACGCUGUUCCUUCAGUAUUUACGAUAGCAGCGAAAACCCCAUAAGGGCGAAAAGUAGACGAACGGAUAUCGUACACGGAGAAAAAUGUUCGAACUCUAUGGUGUGAGCAAAGACGGCAUGGUGUAUCGGUCACCACCUCCCAGACGAAAGGAAGUUGAUAUUCUGGAGACUUGUCUGCAGCUCUCAUCACCGGAACUUAUGAGAAAAUUGCCUAACGGCGAUGCACUUCAUCAUAUCAAGGACACGGGUGUUUCGACUUCCUUCAACAAAGCUAAAGAACCACCUAGAGAGAGCAGACGAAGCGCUGUGAGGAAGUGGGUGGUGAUGAUUGGCUUCUUCUUCCUUGGAUGUGCCUUGGUGGCUGGUUUAGGUCUACCUCUCGCCUUCGAACUUCGAAGUUCUCACUUGCUGCAAGCCAGACUGCAAGUGGUCCGUAGGAUGCUCUCAGAAAUUCCUCUAAUUGACGGGCACAACGACUUUGCCUGGAACCUGCGUAAGCACCGCGGUAAUACGAAGCUCGAUAACUUCCCUUUCGACGAGGAUCUGUCGCGCAACGCUAGUUGGGGUCCGCAAUGGCAAACCGACCUGAUUCGCCUAAAGCAGGGAAUUGUCGGUGCGCAAUUCUGGUCGGCUUAUGUGCCAUGUGAAUCGCAGUACCUCGACGCCGUGCAACUCACCCUGGAGCAAAUUGAUAUCGUGCGCAGGCUCACGUCGCGUUACCCCAAGCGGAUCAGACUGGUGACGACGAGCAGCGAGCUGGAAGACGCUCAUCGAGACGGGGUGAUCGCUAGUUUGGUGGGCAUAGAGGGUGGCCACAGUAUCGGCACUUCCAUGGCAGUGCUGAGGAGCUUCCAUCGGCUGGGCGCACGUUACAUGACCCUGACCCACAAGUGCAACACUCCAUGGGCUGAUUCAUGCACCGUUGAUGAUCCGAAUUCAGACGCGCAUUCUGAUUUCCGCAACAAUGGCCUCUCGGCGUUUGGUAAAGCGGUAGUUCGGGAAUUGAAUCGACUCGGCAUGCUCGUGGAUCUGUCUCAUGUCUCGGUGGGGACGAUGAAAGACGCUCUCGCAAUAACGAAGGCACCAGUCAUAUUUUCGCACAGUGCCGCCAAAGCGCUUUGCAAUUCUUCAAGCAAUGUCCCGGACGACGUGUUACGGAAUUUGUCUCUCAACGGAGGUCUGGUUAUGGUCAGUUUCGAUAGCGCGCAUUUGAGCUGCAGCGAUAAAGCUUCCAUGUAUGACAUCAUAGCUCACAUCAAUCACAUCAGACGGACAGCCGGAGUGAAUCAUGUAGGUCUUGGCGCGGGUUACGAUGGAAUACUAAGGCCGCCAACGGAAUUGCCAGACGUUUCCGGCUAUCCGUUGCUCCUGGCCGAGCUGACUAGAGAUCGCAGAUGGUCUGCCACCGAUAUAAAGAAGCUGGUAGGUGGAAAUUUGCUGCGCGUCCUCAAGGAAGUGGAGAAUCACGCAGCGACUCUUUCGAACCAGUUUCCGGCAGAGGAAUGGAUAUCUCAGGAGCUUAUCGAAGACAGCGCCUAUUGCAGAUAUCACGAUUCCUAGAGAUACAUCAUCUUUCGCUCAUGCGACUGUUUCCGAUGCUACCCUUCGAUUUUCUAUAAAGGCGUUCUUUCGCUAAAAAAUCAGAAAAAAGAACAUUUGGAAGCAUUUGAAACUGCAUCGUCUUUGUACCUGGAGCGUCCCGAUUGUUUUACAUUUUUAAUAAAGUAGUGAUAGAUUCUUCGU
Molecule: messenger RNA, 1773 nt
Organism: Ooceraea biroi (clonal raider ant)
Lineage: Eukaryota; Metazoa; Arthropoda; Insecta; Hymenoptera; Formicidae
Product: dipeptidase 1
Biological process (GO): proteolysis
Molecular function (GO): metallodipeptidase activity
Source: RefSeq, a predicted model, not a curated record